CAAGUCGUCCGUCUCGAGUGUCAGCGGCGACAGUCAGGGCGAAGAACUCUACCGAUACUCCAAACUCUUUAUGAAAGACUUUGUCUCAAAAGUAUUCAAUGAAAGCAAUGCGAUAACAUUGGAGGAAAAGGCAAAAUUUGGCGAAAUGUGUCGAACAGAGUUCGGAAGGCUAUGGUUUGCCAGAUAUAUCAACGAACAGAGAGUGCACAACAAGAAGGUUAAAGAGACCACUUUCUACAGUUUGGCGCAAUAUUUUGCGAUCGUAUUGUUUGAGUGCUCGGAAUCGGACGACUUCACACCCGCCAAGACAUUGAUGAACAUGUGUUUCACGUAUUACCACGAGAGCUAUCCAUCGCAACAGCAAUCGCAACAGUCAUCGCACUCCUGCCGACCCCACAAACAAUACCUGUAUUACGUGUUGAGAGAACAGCCCAUCUGGCGAUCCCUUCGCUUCUGG
Messenger RNA from Medioppia subpectinata, 457 nucleotides. Lineage: Eukaryota; Metazoa; Arthropoda; Arachnida; Sarcoptiformes; Oppiidae. The record is from the annotation of a GenBank genome assembly.